Molecule: messenger RNA, 360 nt
Organism: Trypanosoma conorhini
Lineage: Eukaryota; Euglenozoa; Kinetoplastea; Trypanosomatida; Trypanosomatidae
Exons: 1
Coding region: 1-360 (119 amino acids)
Source: RefSeq, a predicted model, not a curated record
AUGCCGCACGAAUGCACGCCACGCAGUUUCACCCCCACUCGCACCAAGAGUUUGCGGCGCCGUUUCUUCUGCGGUUGGCUUGCAGGUUGUGGGUCCUGUGCGCCCAUGGCGGACGCCCCCUCCGACGCGUUGACAACCUCCACGCGGAAGCGAAUUCCAUCCUCGUCACUCCACGCCCCCCAGAUGAGUCAGUUGCAGCCCAUCACCAGCCCCAAGUUCGAGCGUUCCAGUGCCGUGGAGCAGCUGGUUCACUCGCGCUGCAGAGUCCUGGGGGUCCCAGGCCGGCACCCACAGACGAGGCUCCUCGUGCUCCCGAGAGAUCAGAGAAACACAAAGGCUCCUUUGCCCGUCCCGCACUAA